Molecule: messenger RNA, 3128 nt
Organism: Oncorhynchus mykiss (rainbow trout)
Lineage: Eukaryota; Metazoa; Chordata; Actinopteri; Salmoniformes; Salmonidae
Gene: gfral
Product: GDNF family receptor alpha like
Biological process (GO): nervous system development
Cellular component (GO): signaling receptor complex; external side of plasma membrane
Molecular function (GO): signaling receptor activity
Source: RefSeq, a predicted model, not a curated record
UACCAAGUUAUUUCAUUUGAUAACCCAGUGCUGCAUGAAUAACAAGGGCAUGAAAUGUUUACUUUAUGAGCAUGCAAUCAGCCGCACCUCAAACUUGUAUUCACUUAUCUGUUUAGCUAAUCGUAGUCUCAGAGGUGUAAAUACUUAGCCUAGAUCCCACCUGCAAAUCUGGUUACCUUUCAACUGACGUCAUAGCGAUUGAUACGCACCGGGGCAAUCGCAGCUGCAAAGAUCGGAACUGUCCACUUGAAGAGGUACCAACCGAAAGGGAAGGUGUUACCAUGCAGCGGACGACAGGUGUGAAAACCGCGACGGUAAUUGUAGUUCUUGUUUACCAGAUGACCAGCAUCAAGAUUUCAUCCAGAUCCACAGGCUGUUUUGCCUUUAUGGAGGCAUGCAUACCAGAGUCAGCUUUCUGUGAGAAAUCCUCUCUCAGAAACAUAUGUCAUCCUAAAGAUGGAAGUUGCCAAAUAAAAGUCUCAAAGGUCUGUAACAUGACCAUCCACUCCAUUCUUGACCAAUAUCCUACAGUGAGAGGGUGUCUGUGUGCAUGGGAGGAGCCCUGUACCUCUCUGGAACUACUCACUUCACAAUGCCUCCCUGAGACAGAUGGUCAAGCCCUGAGCAGCUCUGUUAGACCCCGCUGGAAUCCUAUGAAGGAACAACCAAUAACCACCAGAGAUAGCUGUCUCUCUGCUCUUCAUAGUUGCCAGAAGUCCCACCACUGUGCAUUAGUGUAUAAGAAGUUGAAGGACUCAUGCCAGAAAGGAAAAAAACAGUGCAACUCUCCAAGCUCUCAGCGCCACUGUCUGUCAUUGUGGAUGGAACUCCAGAGCACCUCUCUGUCUAAUUGUACAUGCGCCCUGAGCAGAAGAAAGUGCCAAGGGAUAUGGAGUGUCGUGAACAACAACUCCUGCAUUCAGAAUGCACUGGAGGCAUUGGCUUCAACGGGUCUACAUGAUUUAAAGGACAGGUCAAAUACAAGAAAGAAGUUAACUGUCCAUGUAGCACAACAGAAGAAGAGUUCAACUGUGGAUUGGAAAAGUAGCAGUCUGAAAGAAUACGUUCAUGAUAUUGAUGGGUCCUGUUUGCAACAGAUGACAAUCUGCCUCCAUGAUGAUGUCUGCAACAGGCAGAUGGUUCCUCUUGUGCAGACGUGUUUGGCAAAGCAAUGCAACAGCACUCACUGUCAACAGGUCACUCAACAGCUCUACGCUGGUCUGCCAUACAACAUCGCAGAGAUGUUCGUCCUCUGUGAAUGUGACCCAGGCGAUCCGGACUGUCUGCAUAUGAAGGAGGGUCUGCACAGUGGCACAUGUGGAGAACAUUUGGAGGAGGCCAAGACCCAAAUCUGUCUGGAAAUCUUUGACAACUGCCUGGGGGAGGCGCUCUGCAGGAACCGUUUAGAAGCUCUCCUAUCAAACUGCUGGGACACUGAAGACACACCAUGCAGUGAUUUUGCUAUGGAUGAAUGCACUAGUCUUCUGGAUCCUGCUCUUAUUCUUGGAGGAGAUGCAAAGUGCAGAAUGGCUUUGAUUGCUACCAUGGGAACAACACUUCAGCAUCCCUGUACAUGUGGUGGACUUCACAGCAAAGACCUGUACAAGUGCAACAUGAUGCGUGAAGUACUUCACAACCGAACGCAUUUUAUGUCACCAGUGAAGAAAGAAAGUACUCCUUAUGUGCCACCUCCAAUGAGUGAAUCAGAAUCAGGAUAUGAAUGGUUGAGUGAUCAGCUGUUGAAUGUUUUUGCAUACAUACUGCUUGUUGCAGUAGUACUGUUGGGAGUCAUGAUUGUUUUUCACAUACGGAAGCACAAAGGGAACAAAAAGCCUCAAUUUCACCCUCCUGAUAAAAAUUGUGUUGUAAUUUUCUGACCUUGACACUCAAACGCGUGUAUCUGUGUAUAUAUUAUGCAUAUGAUUAUGGUACAGUAUGCAAUGGUAUAUGUCUGAUAAUGCAGAACCUGCAUUUUCUGAUCUAAUUUAGAUUUACUGGUAUCUAACAGCUUUUUGAAAAUACUAUUUGAUCAACAUUUCCUUAGCUACUUAUACUAAUAUGUCAAAACAUGACUCUGUUUUAAGAUAAUUUUGUGCAAUUAAAACAAAUGUACGGCCAUAAGCAAUUUCUGCUAUCCUUGUUAGCUUGAGUGUCAGAACACAGUGGCAUGGUUUAUGUGAUAACUCCUGGAAAAAGCUGAUAGCGCUCUAGUAACUGGUACACAACACAGUCAGUAAGGGACAUUAUACAACUGGUUAUGUCAACAAGGCAAUGAUGGUCAAAUAUUGACUCAUCCCUUUUAAGUGAUUUUCUUUCUUGUCUCUAUUGUCACUCCAAUGCUGUAGAGCUGAUUCAGCCUUCUUAUAAGAAAAACAUAUCUAUAUAUAUUUCUACAGCCUUGUAACCAUCCUGUUUCCCUAAGGGAGCAAAGACAACAAGAUCUUUGUUGUAUGUUAACAUGUGCAAUGUAUUACCAGUAACCAACAUGAGUUAAUUAUAUUAGCAAUAUGCUAGCUGGCUAUACAGAACGUGUUAGAGAAUUGCAUAAUUAGGUUGAUAUAUGAUGGCUAACGUUGCUAUGUAGCAGAUGUUCAUGUUUAAGGUCACAUCUAUGACUUGUUUCAAGUCUGAUACGAUGCAUUGCUUUGUCAUGUCCCCCUUUUCUUGGAACCUCAACACCUUAAUCCAGAUGUCUACAAAAUUGAUGAUGUGUUUAUGACAAUGGGAAUUUUGUAUUUUUUAACAUUCAUAAAAUAUAUUGGUAAUGUGUGUCAAAAAGAUGAUUGUGCGUUUAAUCCUGUGUUACUCUCCCAGUAAGAUAUUUAAAGGUUAACAACUGUUUGGAUUUAUCUCAAGUAAAAUAAUAAUUUAAGUAAUACAAUAUUGUCACAAGAUAAUAACAAAGCUAGGCCUUGAUUUUUGGGAAAGGUUGGACUGAAGGGGCCAGUAGAUGAUUAGAUAAAUAUUAGAUAUGCAGGCAGCACUGUAGGCAAACAUUGAAAGCUUAGAAUGUCAUGUGUAAUCUGAAACCUACAGUAAUCUAGCUCUUUAACUGUAAACAAUUUUGUUUAAUCAACCUUUAUUAUCUUUAUGUAGUAAACAUGUUGGAUUCACAGUGGUUUGCCAGA